AUGAUAUCGCUCAUGAAUUUCCUGGCUGGCCGCCAGCAGCUCCGCUCCAUCAGCUCCGGGGCAGCCCCGCUACCUACGCAGGCACGCGUUGUCGUUGCUGGCGGCGGCAUCAUCGGCACAUCAGUCGCCUACCACCUCGCAAAGCUCGGGUGGGGCAACGACGUGCUGCUGCUCGAGAAAGACCAGCUGACGUCCGGCACGACCUGGCACGCUGCCGGGCUGAUGGUCACGUUCGGCUCCCUCUCGGAGACCUCCACCGAGAUGCGGAAGCAUUCGAAGCAGCUCUAUUCGCGGCUGCUCGAGGAGGAGACGGGCAUGAGCACCGGCUUCAUGCCGGUUGGCUUCAUCGAGCUGGCGACCGACGAGGGAUAUCUCGAGGAGUACCGCCGCGUCGCCGCCUUCAACCGCAAGUGCGGCGUCGAUGUGCACGAGCUCUCGCCCUCCGAGGUCGCAGACAGGUUUCCGCUCUGCAACGUGGACGACGUGCUCGCCGGCUUCUUCGUCGAGGACGACGGGCGAGUCAACCCCGUCGACGCGACGGCGGCGCUGGCGCGCGGCGCGCGCAACGGCGGCGCCACGAUCGUCGAGGGCGUCUCGCUCACCGGCGUGACUGCGACAAACGGCCGCGUCACCGGCGUGCGCACAGACCGCGGUGACGUGGCGUGCGAGUACGUGGUGAACGCGUGCGGCAUGUGGGCGCGCCAGCUGGCGGAGCUGUCGGGCGUAUGCGUGCCCAACCAGGCGGCGGAGCACUACUACCUCCUCACCGAGCCGAUGGCGCAGGUGGUGGAGGACCCGUCGUCCUGCACGUACAUCCGGCCGGAGGGCGGCGGGCUGAUGGUGGGGCUGUUCGAGUCAGACGCCGCCGCGUGGUGCGUGCCGCGCGUGCCGGCCGACUUCAGCUUUGGCGAGAUCGAGCCCGACUGGGGUCGGAUCGCGCCCUUCCUCGAGCGGGCAAUGGCGCGCGUGCCGAGCUCGCUCGAGGCUGGCGCCAAGAAGCUCUUUUGCGGCCCCGAGUCCUUCACGCCCGACCUCGGCCCGGUCGUGGGGGAGGCGCCAGAGCUGCGAAACUACUACGUCGCCGCAGGCAUGAACUCGAUCGGCAUCCUCACCGGCGGCGGCGUCGGCCGCGUCCUCGCCCACAACAUUGUGCACGGCCACGCAGACGUCGACAUGACGGCGAUGCUGCCCGCCCGCUUCCAGCCCCACCAGGCGACGCCCGCGUACCGCGGCGCUCGCGUCGUCGAGUCGCUCGGCAAGGUCUACAAUCGCAGCCGAAUGAAGACUGGAUUCGGAGGCGCCUACUUCCGCGACGUCUCCGGCUGGGAGGGAGCCGACUGGUUCGCCGGCGCUGGCCGCACGCCAGACUUGGGCGAGCUGCGCUGGGGCCGCCACCCAGAGUGGUUUGGCUUGUGGGCGGCGGAGCACACGGCGUGCCGCGAGGGGGUGGCGCUCUUCGACAUGUCGUUCAUGUCCAAGUUCCACGUGCAGGGCCGCGCCGCUGGCCCGCUCCUCGACUGGCUCGCGACGGCGCGCCACGUAGGCCCGGCAGGAGCCAUCACGUAUACGCAGAUGCUCUCGCCGCGCGGCACACUCGAGGCGGACCUCACCGUCACCAAGCUGCCGCCGCGCCCGGGCGCCUAUGGCGGCGGCGGCGGCGACGGGGAGGGCUUCCUCGUGGUCGCCACCGACACCGCCCACAGGCACGUCGAGACGCUGCUGCGCCGGGGCAUCGAGGACCACGCCGCCGCCCGCGGCGUCGCACCCGCCGCGACCGUCAGCGACGUCACGGGCGGGCUCGCGCAGAUCAACUUGCAGGGGCCACGCUCGCGCGAGCUGCUCGCCGCCCUCACGUCUGCGGACGUGUCGGACGCGGCGUUCCCCUUCCGCGCAGCGCGGCGCGUCGACAUCGGCUGUGCGCUCGUGCUCGCCACACGCAUCACCUACGUCGGCGAGCUGGGGUACGAGCUCUUUGUGCCUGCCGAGUCGGCGGCACACGUGUACGAGGCCAUCGUCGCAGCCGGCGAGCCGCUCGGGCUCGCGGGGCUUGGCUUCACGGCCGCCUUCGACAAGCCGGGCGGCUUCGUGUUGCUCACCGACCCAGAGCCGCUCCUGUACCACGGCGAGGUGGUCUACCGCGACGGCGUCGUGGUCGGCGACGUCCGCGCCGCAUCGUACGGCCACACGCUCGGCGGAGCGGUCGGCCUCUCGAUGGUGCAGGGUGGGGGCGCCGACGCGGGCGAGCCGAUCAACUCCGCGUGGGUCAACAGCGGCAGCUGGGAGGUGGACGUGGCCGGCACGCGGUACCCCGCGCGCGCGAGCCUCCGGCCUUUGUACGAUCCGAAAAAUGAGCGAAUCAAGGCAUGAGCAUGUGGUCAGAUGUUCCUACUGGGUACGGCUAAGGGCUAGCCACGUAUACCGUAGAGGCUAUAAGGCCAUCUGGUGAGGGCCAGCUCUGAUUGCGCGGGCAAAUUCAAAAUGACUACGUUG
Emiliania huxleyi CCMP1516 is the source of this 2490-nucleotide messenger RNA. RefSeq names its product sarcosine dehydrogenase. NCBI's taxonomy places the organism in Eukaryota, Haptophyta, Isochrysidales, Noelaerhabdaceae. Gene Ontology annotation, cellular component: cytoplasm; mitochondrion. The record is from RefSeq and is a predicted model, not a curated record. Gene Ontology annotation, molecular function: oxidoreductase activity; protein binding. The transcript is spliced from 9 exons. Bases 1 to 2367 code for a protein of 788 amino acids.